GAGCACCCCUGGCCUCGCCCUCUGGGAAGAGAAUCCGGACGCUGGUUUAGAGAUGACCAGGAAGGGAUGUUACUGAUUUCGGGGCGGAGAAAGAUUAGCUUUGUGGGGACGUAGUUUCCUUAGCCCCCCUUUUUUUUUUUAAAGAAAUACGAAUGCUUUGAGAGGGCGUGCCUGCUCCUGGGCCAGGUCUGCCGCAAUGCCUGUCUCAGUGGAGGACAUCAUGAGGCUUCUGUGCUCCGUCUCCGAGGAGAGGAAGAUGAGGGUGGCCGUCAAGCACUCCGGGAGGGGCGCCCUGGUCACAGGAGCCGUGGCCUUCGUCGGUGGUUUGGUGGGCGGCCCACCAGGACUAGCCGUUGGGGGGGCCGUCGGGGGUUUGUUAGGCGCGUGGAUGACGAGUGGACAGUUUAAGCCAGUUCCUCAGAUCAUAAUGGAGCUGCCUCCUACCGAGCAGCAGAAGCUCUUUAAUGAAGCCACUGCCAUCGUCAGGCACCUGGAGUGGACAGACAUUGUGCAGCUGACCAUGCUGGUCAUGGGUAGUGAGGCCCUGCAGCAGCAGCUGCUGGCCAUGCUGACCCGCUACUUCACCAAGGAGCUCCGGGCGGAAGUGCAGUACAGCGACUAGGCCUCUGCUCCGGGGAGCGGGGUCCCUUUAGAUGAUUCCCCGCCGACCCACGGAAGGUGACCGGGGCGCUGUGGGAAGCCCCACAUCAUUGGUGUAUCACCCUAAACUGUAGCAAAAUCUCCUGCUGGAGAGGCUGCUGCCGCGCUGUAUCAUGUCCUGGAAACUAUUUGAGAAGAUGCUGUGUUUUGUGGCCGAGUGCGCCUGUGAGCCCUGACAACCCUUUGGCUGGGAAGCUGGUGACGCACAAAGCCGUGCCCGCUGCCACAUGGCAGCAGUUUCCUGAAUCCACUCUCACACGCAAGCUGGAAGAAGGGCGUCACGUUCAGCCUUAUCUCAUUACGUGACGAUGAUGCCUGCCCGGGCACCUGUUGCCGGGCUGGCCCCUGCUGGAAUCGUGUUUACCUCUUGAAAGCCCCUUCCCCAGCCAGUGACUUCUGAGUGGCCUCAGGGAGGGGGAGGUCGGCCGGCUGAGCGAAGCGACAAAAGUCAGUGGCACCCGGCCCCUCCCCCACUAGCUGCCCGCCUGGGCUGUCUCCCUCCCAGGGGCUUGCUUUCCCCAUCUGAAAAGUCACAGUAGUUCUUGAGUUCUGCUUUUUAAGUUAAAUAUUUUCAGUAAAAAGUAUUGCUCUUUCUGAAGUGGUGGAAUCAUAAACUAUCUCUAAGAAAUGCGCCCAGCCUCACUUUCCCCCGAUACUUUUUUCUUGCUUUGCUUUCAGAACUGCAACUUGACUAAGUGUCAUCAAACUACAAUAAAUGUUUUCUGAACAGUCCUUUUCUCUACCUAUUUUGUAUAAAGUAUCUCUAACAUUUGAAGUUGUACACACGGAGCACAAGGGAAGGGAAGGUAUUGGAUUUGUGGCUUUAAAGAAUGAAUGAAAAAAAAAAAGAA
Hippopotamus amphibius kiboko is the source of this 1511-nucleotide messenger RNA. RefSeq names its product chromosome 16 C19orf12 homolog (gene C16H19orf12). The record is from RefSeq and is a predicted model, not a curated record. The transcript is spliced from 3 exons. NCBI's taxonomy places the organism in Eukaryota, Metazoa, Chordata, Mammalia, Artiodactyla, Hippopotamidae. Bases 197 to 622 code for a protein of 141 amino acids.